UGGAGCUGGCCCCAUCCCCAACGCAAUGCUUCUGUCCCGGGCGAGUUCGCUGGAGCCUCGGCGGUACGUACCGGGUCUUGGAGAAAGGUCUGGGCGGCCCGGAACAUCGUCAUGGGUUUUGGUUUCGGGUUCGGUUUCGCCGCCAGUGUCUCUCUGUGUUCAUCCUUUGGUGAGAGCGCCAUCUCAACUCCUUUCACCACAACCUCGUCCUCGGGCUUUUGCCUCCUGUACGCUCCCACGCUCCGCCAUUCGGCCGUCUCACCCUCGAUCCGAACCCAUCUCACUGACUUGCCCGAUUGCGUCUCUGCAAUAGACCAUCCGCCCCCUGUUCCAACUCGUCGAUCGCGACGCCAACUCUGACCGACGCAUCGACUGCCCGUCCUCCGUUCUCUCCGAGCCCGCCAUCAUAACCGCCCACCAUGUCUGAAGCCUACGAA
Molecule: messenger RNA, 437 nt
Organism: Ilyonectria robusta
Lineage: Eukaryota; Fungi; Ascomycota; Sordariomycetes; Hypocreales; Nectriaceae
Exons: 1
Coding region: 112-360 (82 amino acids)
Source: RefSeq, a predicted model, not a curated record